GACAAAUUUUAUUAGAAACUUGUGACGAAACGUCUAAUGUCGGUUUGUCCAUAAUCAGAUGUGCACUAACACAUUCAAGUACAUUCUAAUAAACAUCAGAAUUUAUAAACAGAAAAAAUAUUAAUUUUUAGUUUCCAAUUUACUAUAAGAAUUGUAACAUCGAGAUGCAUGCUAAAGUUAGCAACUUCCUAGAUAUUGACGCAUAUAAAGAAACUUUCGAAACUAAUUUGAAUAAAGAUGAAAUUGCAAAAAACUUUUGGGCUAAGCAGAUUCCACUAUUGAUCAUGAAGUUUGCGGCUCAAGCAAAAGAGAGCCAAAAGACUGACGAUUCCGUAGCGCAAGCUUACAAAACAGAAUACCAGGAAAACGUAGAUUUACUCAUGAACAACAAAGAAGACUUUUUAAGUGUUCGGAUUUUGCUGGAACUGAAUGAGAAGCUUCUUGAAAAGCACGGAUUUCAUGACGUUUGGAAAGCUCAGAAAGGAGCUGAAAAUUCAAAAUCUCUUACAAUGCUUAGUCAAAGAUUAAUUGAAAUUGACGAUAUUAAAGAUUCCGAUGAAAAUAUUAACAAAAGAAAGUGGGAAGAACUUGUUCGUGGCGUUCUUGCCGGCAACAUUUUUGAUUCAGGAGCGACAGCAGUUCAAGAAAUUCUUAAUGACAACCAACAUUUUGGACUUCAUGAUGCACUUAAAGAAAUACAAGAAAGACCGUGGCUUAUUGAUUCGUUUGAUAAGCUCCUGGAAAGAUUUGCAAAUGGAUCAAAACAUAACUGUGCAGCAUUCUUUUGCGAUAACAGUGGCGUUGAUAUCGUACUUGGUGUGCUUCCCUUCGUAAGAGAAUUACUUAAACGUGAAACAAAAGUCAUUUUAUGUGCAAAUUCUGGUCCAAGUUUGAAUGAUGUAACGGCAAAAGAAUUGGUUGAUGUUGUGAGAGAAGCAACUGAGAUAUGUCCAAUAAUAAAAGAAAAUUAUCUCAAUAAAAAUCUCAUUGUACAAGAAAGCGGCCAAAGAGGUUGUUGCUUGAAUUUUUUGAAUAUUGAUGAACAUCUUAUUGACAUUAUGCUGUUAUAUAAAGUCGAUUUAAUAAUAAUUGAAGGAAUGGGGAGAAGUUUACAUACAAAUCUUAAUUCCAGAUUCAAGUGUGACUCUUUGAAACUUGCAGUCAUUAAGAACAAAUUUCUAGCCUCACGUCUUGGUGGAAACUUAUUUGAUGCCAUAUGCAAAUAUGAGAAUAACUCAACAUGAUGACUAGACUCAUUUAACGUCUUAUUCAAGUACCUAAAACCAACAUUACUUCCACACGAAAAAUUCAGACUAUUUUUUAUUUGAUGACUUAAUUAUUCUAUAUCGAAACAUUAUAAAGAAAAUUUAGGAGUGAAAAGAAAAAGAACAAAAUAAUUGAUAAUAAAUGUUGCUUGCAACUAAAUUUAUUCAUUUCUCUUGUAAAUUGGCAAUA
Messenger RNA from Clunio marinus, 1455 nucleotides. The record is from the annotation of a GenBank genome assembly. Lineage: Eukaryota; Metazoa; Arthropoda; Insecta; Diptera; Chironomidae.